Messenger RNA from Coffea eugenioides, 1779 nucleotides. RefSeq lists its product as uncharacterized. NCBI's taxonomy places the organism in Eukaryota, Viridiplantae, Streptophyta, Magnoliopsida, Gentianales, Rubiaceae. Bases 1 to 1779 code for a protein of 592 amino acids. The transcript is spliced from 2 exons. The record is from RefSeq and is a predicted model, not a curated record.
AUGGCGGAAGGAACAAGAUUUAAAGGUCUAGAGGAACAGCUUAAAAGACAGGAAAUCAGAACCCAAGGAAUAAUGGACAACUGGACAGCGACGGAGAAGCAAUUGAGGGACGUGAUGGCGGCUGAUCGGCAACAUUUGGAAGAGAAAAUCGAAUCUUCCAACAAUGAAUUGAAGAACUUAAUUGCAGCUCUAUCCAAUCAAUUCAGAGCUGCGAUGAGGACGGUUCAUGGUGAUAGAGGAAUUUUGCAGACACCUACAGGGCAUUCGGACAGGCAAAAUCACUUGGGGCGUACGGAAGAAAAUUUCGGAGGAAAUAGGCAGUUUUUGCAAUUGGCCAUUCCAAGGAUGGAAUUCCCAGUCUUUGAUGGAGGAAACCCGAGGGAAUGGAUCCGAAAAAGUCAAAAAUAUUUCCAUACAUUCCAUAUUCCUGAUUCUCAGAAGAUGGAUAUGGUGGAGAUAUUCUUGGAAGGAAAGGCAGACAUUUGGUAUCAGGGGUUCAAAAUCAGCAGGGGAGUGACCAUUUGGGAAAAUUUUACUGUGGAACUCAUUAAAAGGUUCGGGAACGUGAAGCAAUUGGAUCCUGUGGAAGAAUUUAGCAAGCUGCAACAAACUUCGACCGUCCAAACAUAUCAAGAGAAGUUUGAGGAAUUGAUGGUCGAAGUGGCGAUUGUGGUACCAUCCCUUCCAGAAUCUUUUUACAUUUCCUGUUUUCUUAGCGGAUUGAACGAUGAGAUCAGGUCGAUGGUAAAGAUGCAUGACAUAGGUUCUUUGAGUGAAGUCUUUAAAAAAGCUAAACUCCAAGAAUCUGCAAAUGAGGCUUACGCCAAUAAGUAUAGCCCAGUAGCAAAAUUGCUACUUUCCCAUCAACGAGCAGUGGGGGAGGGAAUUUCAAAGGCGGUGGAGCCUCUACUCUAUCGGAACACCAUCAAGGUACGAGGAGACUGGUUGGGCAGUAAGGUUUCAAUCCUGGUAGAUGGGAGUAGUUCCCAUAGUUUUAUUAAGGCUUCAGUAGCCUUUCAACAUCCUGAGUUGAUCAGGAAAAUUAAGCCCUUUAGGGUGAAGGUAGCUAAUGGAGAUAGUUUAUUGUGUAAUAAACGGAUACCACAGUUGCAAUGGGAAAUGCAGGAACAUAAAUUCUUACAUGAUUUCUACAUACUAGAUAUAGAGCCUUAUGAUAUGAUCAUUGGUGUUGAUUGGAUGAAAGCAUACAGCCCUCUUACUUUUGAUUUCAAGAAAUUACAAUUAGUCUUUGACAAGGAACAGGAGUUGGUUACCCUGCAAGGAGAUUCAGAGACUGUUGGUGUGAAAUUACAUAAGGGGUACAGAGCAUCCAGGAUCCAUAACAGGCAUAGGAGGCAACUUUAUGAUCCACGCAUCUUUCUACUGAGUAUUGGCAGUGAGGUAGCUAACAAUCAUCAGGUAAUUCCUGAGGCCAUUACUACUCUCUUGACUCAAUUUGAUGAUGUGUUUAAAGAACCCCACUCCUUACCUCCCUCCCGAGAAUUUGAUCAUCAUAUUACACUAAUCCCUGAUUCUAAACCCUUUAAAUUAGCCCCCUAUAGAUAUCCCCACAUGCAAAAAUCUGAGAUAGAAAAACAAACAACCUCCAUGAUAGAAUCUCGGAUUAUUAGAGCCAGCUACAACCCUUGCGCUUCCCUAGUGCUAUUAGUUCGGAAAAAAGAUGGCACUUGGAGAUUAUGCAUUGACUAUAGACAGCUCAACAACAUCACAGUGAAAGACAAGUUUCCUAUACCUAUUAUAGAUGACCUCUUGAAUUAA